Messenger RNA from Scheffersomyces amazonensis, 1467 nucleotides. It is a transcript of the gene CLN3, whose product is annotated as cyclin. The transcript has a single exon. Lineage: Eukaryota; Fungi; Ascomycota; Pichiomycetes; Serinales; Debaryomycetaceae. Gene Ontology annotation, cellular component: cyclin-dependent protein kinase holoenzyme complex; spindle pole body; nucleus. The record is from RefSeq and is a predicted model, not a curated record. Bases 1 to 1467 code for a protein of 488 amino acids. Gene Ontology annotation, molecular function: cyclin-dependent protein serine/threonine kinase regulator activity. Gene Ontology annotation, biological process: mitotic cell cycle phase transition; regulation of G1/S transition of mitotic cell cycle; regulation of cyclin-dependent protein serine/threonine kinase activity.
AUGUUUCCAAGUUCACCAGAUGCAUUUCAUCAAUUACGUCUCCACAAUGCUUCAUUAAAGGCUUCUGAUAUUCAUUUACAAACCAUGGAAUUUAUGUCCCAUUCCACCGCUGUAUGUGAAUAUCAGAUGGAUAUGUUACAUCAUUUAUUAGCCACAGAAACUAAAACUUUACCCAGUUUAAUAUUAAUUGAACAACAACCAGAAAUCAAAUUAGGUAUGAGACCAUUGUUAUUGGACUUCUUAAUGGAAGUUAUCACCAUUUUGAAUUUAUCAAAAUCUACCUUUCCAUUAACGGUUAACUUGAUUGAUAGAUACUGUUCAACAAGAAUUGUCAAAAAGCAACAUUAUCAAUUGUUAGGAUUAACCAGUCUUUGGAUCAGUUGCAAAAAUUUGGAUUCUAAAUUCAAGAUUCCAACCUUGAAUGAUUUGAGAAAAAUUUGUGUUGAUAGCUACUUUAAGGAUUUAUUCAUUGAAAUGGAAAAGCAUAUCUUAAAAUCAUUGGAAUGGAAUGUUAACAGUCCAACAUUUGAUUCAUUUAUUGAUUUAUUUUUAAACAUUAUUGUUCACAACAAUAGCAAUCCUAAUGUGGCAUGUUUAAUUAAGAAGAAUCAUCAAAAGGUUAAGAUGUUGUCUACUUACGUAGGAGAAUUAUUUCAAUUCUAUCCAAACAUUUACUUUGAUUACACAUCAUCACAAAUCGCCUUAAUUUCAAUCUUGGUCAGUAUUUUAAUGUUAAAGUUGCCUAUUAAUUUGAUCAGCUUAUUGGGUUACUACAAUGAUAUCUUGAAAUCAGAAGAAUAUAAGUUGAAUAUUACUUAUGAAUCCGAAGCCGAAGAAUUUGAUGAGAUCUUAUCAAUUGCUUCUUUUGAGUCAUUAUUCUCAAAAUCUUUCUUCAAGAAUUUGGUUAAGAUCAUUGAUCAUCCACCAAAAUCAUUAGAAAUCAAAUAUUUUAGUGAAAGUAGUAGAUAUCAAGGUUUGAUGAAAUCAAUUGUUGUAUGUGCCAUUGAUUCUUUAACUACAUUGUUGGGUCCACCAAUGACUCCUAAGGUAGCUAUAAAUGUCAAUCCAAUUGCUCAAUCAAAUGAUUCUGGAUCUAAUGUGAGUUUCAAUAAUAAGAAGAUCCCUCAUACUUUGCCAUUAACUCCAAUUUCAAAUAGUACUAGCCCAAAAAGAUUUAAUAGUGAUGAAAUCUUUAAUGAUCAGGAUAAGAAUUCCAAUAAUAAAUCCAAUGGAACUAAUACUCCAAUGAGUCCAAUCAAAGGAGAGAUGAUGGUUACUACUACUGCACAAUUUGCUAAUGGUAAUGGUCAAUCUUCUAUGAACCCUCCGUUUCUUGUACCCAAGAAGAGAUCAAUUGAUGAUAUAGCCGAAAAUCAAGUAGGUCAAAUUCAAGGUUCACAAUCUGAUAGUCAUCUUAAAAGAGCAAAGAGUCUUAAUGCUGCUAAGCCUUUGUUUUUCAUUCCAUGA